Molecule: messenger RNA, 456 nt
Organism: Helobdella robusta
Lineage: Eukaryota; Metazoa; Annelida; Clitellata; Rhynchobdellida; Glossiphoniidae
Exons: 3
Coding region: 1-456 (151 amino acids)
Source: RefSeq, a predicted model, not a curated record
AUGUCUGCUCUGCGUUGUUUAACAUUAGCUGAAGCUGUGAAUCUGAUUGAAAAUGCAUCUGAUCUUGAGGAUGACGGUGAAAUCUUAAUUUUACCACCUAAUGAUCGGCUGGAGGAUUCCGACAUUGAGGAUAUCAAUGAAAAUCAAUUGGAUAGCAUUGAUCCCGGCCAAGUAUGCGGCGAAUUGGAUGUUAUUGUAAAAAAUGCGUCUUCGGCAGAUAAUAUUUCAGAUAACUCAGACGAGGAAAUUUUAACAAGAAAGAUACCAGCAAAACGGUCAAAAAAAGAUGGUCCCCAACCUAAAUGGAUGAAAAAGAAUAAUUUUGAAAAACCAUUACCAAAAUCGAAACCUAAAUCAUUGUCUCAGGAAAGGUGGUCCAACAAGUCCUAUCAACAAGGACGUCAAGGAAUCAACUGUUGGACAUUAUUUGUCAUCAACUACACAAGGAAGAUGUAG